Messenger RNA from Vanderwaltozyma polyspora DSM 70294, 978 nucleotides. It is a transcript of the gene CTK2, whose product is annotated as Ctk2p. Gene Ontology annotation, biological process: regulation of transcription by RNA polymerase II; positive regulation of DNA-templated transcription, elongation. Gene Ontology annotation, molecular function: cyclin-dependent protein serine/threonine kinase activator activity. Gene Ontology annotation, cellular component: nucleus; cyclin/CDK positive transcription elongation factor complex. The record is from RefSeq and is a predicted model, not a curated record. NCBI's taxonomy places the organism in Eukaryota, Fungi, Ascomycota, Saccharomycetes, Saccharomycetales, Saccharomycetaceae. The transcript has a single exon. The coding region runs from base 1 to 978 and encodes 325 amino acids.
AUGUUUGCAACAUUGAAAGUUCAACUAUCUCUUUCGAGGCCAUAUUUAACAAGAAAUGAGCUUCAACAGGCUUAUAAAAAUACGAUACCCGAUCGACGUUCAUAUAUGCAGAGGAAACUUGUGAUAUUUAAAUUUAUGAGUGAUAUCUGUGUACAAUUUCAAUUCCCAAGAAAGACUUUGGAGACCGCAUUUUAUUAUUAUCAGAGAUAUUAUGUCUUUAAUAAAUUUGAAACUGAAAUGUGCCAUACAGUGGCAACUACAGCACUUCUAUUAAGUUGCAAACAAGUAGAGACAUUUAAAAAGAUUAAUGAAUUAUGUAUAGUUUCAUUUAGACUACGAAAUAUUAAUAAUAUUAAUCAAGAUAUAAUUGAAAAUUUUAAGAAAAGAAUAUUCCAAGUUGAGCUGCGAUUGUUAGAAGCAUGCUGCUUUGACUAUAGGGUAAAUAAUCGUAUUCAUAUUGACGAAUAUAUUGUUAAAUUUGGCAAACAUUUAGGUUUCACCUAUGAAUUAUGCCAUUUAUCAUGGGUUAUAUCUUAUGACAUUUUGAAAACAGAUUUACUAUUGAUUUUACCUCAGCAUACAAUAGCUUUAGCGAUUCUAAAAGUAGCAUUUGAAUUAUUGAAAUUAAAAGAUUGGCCUGUAAAUGAUUAUGAAAAGUUCAAAACAAAUAAUGACUCCAUUAACGAAGCUUACUUCGGAGUGUUGAACUAUUACAUCAAUGCAUUUGAUUCUUGUAAUUUAAAGGAUCAUACAUCUAGCAAAUUCCCACCAGUUUCUUUGGAAGUGUUUAUGCAAUUAAAGGCAAAUUCAAGUCCUGAAACUGGAUUAAAAGACUUUACAAUGAAAGAAACAGAAGAGGAUAAAUAUUUAACUACAGCUCGUGAUUUUACACAACGAGAGAGAAGAUAUGUUUUAUCUUCAAAGUUUGUUAAAGAAGAAAACGCAAUUAUAAAUGCAAAGAAACGUAAGUUAAAAUAA